GACAGAAGAUCAGAUUAACACCAGAGAGAGACACGACUAUCAUGGAUCCUCUGGGAAGCCUCAACAACAUCCUGAUGCUGACGAGACAGAGAAGAGUCUCUCCAGAUCAGAACACCAGAUGGACAACGCUAGCCCUUCCUCCCUCCCGGAGUCCCCGUGUCGUGCCUCUCCCGGUAGCACCUUACUGCUGGGUAUGAAGAGGUUGUCUGUGCAGCUGGUGGACUGCAGGAAAACAACGGGGCUGAGUGGAACUGUGAGAGGAGGAGAAGAGAAGAAAGGAUCAGAUUUGACACAUCAAAAAGAGAGACCAGACUCAGAGGAACCAGAGACGUCUGAACCAGCGAGACGACAUCACUGUUCACAGUGUGGGAAGAGUUAUACCCGUUUAUGGAGCCUGAAAAACCAUAAGAGAACACAUGCAGGGAAGAAGCCGUAUCAUUGCUCUCAGUGUGGAAAGAGUUUUACACGGUUAGGGAGCCUUGAAAUACAUAAGAGAAUACACACAGGAGACAAGCCUUACCAAUGCUUCCAGUGUGGAAAGAGAUUUAUCCAGUCAACACACCUGAACGAGCAUAAGAGAAUACACACAGGGGAAAAACCAUUCCAAUGCUCUCAGUGUGGAAGGACAUUUUCMCGAUCAGGGGACCUGAAAUCUCAUGAGAGAAUACACACAGGGGAAAAGCCUUAUCACUGCUCCCAUUGUAAAAGUAGUUUUCUUAUGCGCUUUCAGAUGCCAUGA
Messenger RNA from Salvelinus sp. IW2-2015, 739 nucleotides. Lineage: Eukaryota; Metazoa; Chordata; Actinopteri; Salmoniformes; Salmonidae. The record is from RefSeq and is a predicted model, not a curated record.